This is a messenger RNA of Dendronephthya gigantea, 1977 nucleotides long. RefSeq lists its product as uncharacterized. Gene Ontology annotation, biological process: biosynthetic process. The record is from RefSeq and is a predicted model, not a curated record. The transcript has 11 exons. Gene Ontology annotation, molecular function: pyridoxal phosphate binding; L-2-aminoadipate:2-oxoglutarate transaminase activity. Bases 771 to 1838 code for a protein of 355 amino acids. Lineage: Eukaryota; Metazoa; Cnidaria; Anthozoa; Malacalcyonacea; Nephtheidae.
AAGCGGGCAACAAUUUUUCACUUGUUUCCCUGGCGGGAAACAUUGCAUUUAUUAAAAGUCAUGUGACUACGAAUAAACCAAUCACAUGUAAAAUACACAGAACCUAUUUAACAAAGGGUGUUUGGUGUUAUAUGGUGUUAUAUGAGUUAGGCGAUUAGUUGAUUUUUAACAUGACGUAUUUGCGCGGUUGCUAUGGAAAUUACAAUAUGGCUGCCGGACGCCGGUCGAAGGGGAGUGAAUUGUGUGUGUUCUUUCGAAUUACUGCAAAAUUUCUGUAGAAUUACUAUUUUAAUUCAGUUAAAAAGAUACGUUAUUAGUUGUUAUUAAUAGAGGUUUCGGCCUGUAGUGUUUUUGAUUGAUUUGGUUAAGAAAAUCGUGGCGAUCACAUGUGAUUGUAUUUUUCUUCCUCCUGGGCCAUGUUUUACGGAUAGUGUAAUAAUAUCCUUUCAGUUUUUGUGCUUUGAACAAGCAGCUAGUAGGAAAUUUCUAGCGUUGGCAUUUUCUAGCGUUAGCUACUCAAAAUGCUUGUUUGCAAAAGGCAAGAACUUCAGCUGGAAGUUUUUGUUCAAUCGUUUGAAAGUUUAACACGAACAUAUUGCUGUUCAAUUUAUGUUCCAUUACAAGUUAUUUUGCUUUAUCUGGCAAGAGUUUAUAAGUAGUCUUUUUAAUAUAUAUUUAUUACGGUGUAUAUUGGUUGGAAAAUUACUCCUCUUUUAGCAAUCUUCACCACUGGUGGCUGGGGAGACAGUGAAAGUGAAGAAUAUAGUGAUAUGUUUCAGUAUGGUGCAUUGUGUGGGGAUUAUGUAUUUGUGCAAGAACUUGCAAAAUUUCUCUCCAAAAGAUAUCAUGAUCCUGUGGAUAGUCAUGAUAUAGUCUGUACAAGUGGUGCAACAAAUGGGCUCGUGAUGAUAACUCUAACAAUGUUUCAACCUGGAGAUUAUAUUUUUGUUGAAGAUCCAACAUAUUUUAUUGCUAUACAGCUGUUUCGUCAAGAUCUUGGCUUGAAUAUUCUUGCUGUUCCAACAGAUGAUGAUGGGGUGAAAAUAGAUGUUCUGGAACAGUUAAUUUUAAAGCACAUGGAUAAACUUGGGGAAACCAGCGAGGCACGACCAUAUCGUGCAAUGUUUUAUACUGCCCCUGUUUGCAAUAACCCAACAUCAGUGAAUUUGCCACAAGAACGAUGCUCUGCAUUGAUCAAAGUGCUAAGAAAAUACAACAUUCUAGCUGUGUGUGAUGAUGUUUACAAUAUAAUAAAUUUUGAAUCAAAGCCGCCACCCCGUCGACUGUUUAAUUAUGAUAAAAAAUCAGACAGUGAUUACAAGGGUCACGUGGUAUCAAAUGGAUCAUUUAGUAAAAUAGUCGCUCCUGGAAUGAGAUUAGGUUGGCUCGAGGCUCCUAAAAUUAUCCGGGACAAAGUUAUCUUCAGUGCAACCCUGUCCAGCGGAGGUGGCCUGAAUCAAUACACAUCGGCUAUUAUGGGUACAGCUCUGAAGAACGAAAUUCUAUCGUCGUAUUUCACGGACAUGAUAUCAGAUUUGAAAAGAAAGAUGGAGUUGAUGUGUGAAGCUCUUGAUAAAUAUGCAAAGCAGUAUGUGAAAUACAGAAAACCCACGGGAGGAUAUUUUGUUUGGGCUGAACUGCCCUCCAACUGCGACGCUGAAGCUUUCGCGAAAUAUUGUGAAGAGAAGCACAAAGUAGAUAUGCUUCCAGGACCAAACUGCUCACCCUGUGGCAAUUUCAAAAACUUUGUCCGAUUAUGCUUUGCCUUCCCGACCGAAGAAGAAAUAGAGAAAGGUGUCCGAGAAAUAGGAACAGCACUCACUGAGUAUUGUAGUUAAUGAAAUCAAAUGACUUCGAAAUAAAGUUUCACCAAUAAUUCUUUGUUAUGAAUGUAAGUAUACUUUAAAAGUCUGCAUUAUUUUUUGAAUCAAUGCACAAUUUUAUGUCUAAUUUUGCAAUUAAAAUGUUUUCACAAUA